UUAAUCUUGUUUUCAAUAAUAAAAGUCCACGUCAACGUCAGAAACAAACAAAACAAUACAAGGUUGUCAGUGCCAAGUCAGUAUAGUGCGGGCACAAUAUCUUUAAUCCUAAAAAUCCCUCUUCAAAACAUUGUAUACGUGCGUAUAGCUUUAAUCUGAUGAUUAAAGGGGAAAGGAAUUAAAAAGACUUCGAUCAGAAUUUAGAACGCAUAUUUUAAUUGUGAACCGAGAUUCUACAUUAGAGAUUACCAUUUUUUCAGUGAGACAGUACAAAUAAGUGAAGUUUGAAAUACAUUUUUCCCCCUAAGAUGGCUACAAGUCGUCUUGCUCGAAAUGUUACUGAGGACUAUUUAACCUGUACGAUUUGUCUACAGCGCUUUCGAGAUCCUCGGACACUGCCGUGCGAGCACACAUUCUGCCUCGCCUGUCUGGCUAAUCACGUCAGCGCCUCAAUAGAUGACGGUGUAUUCGUCUGCCCGGUGGACAAGACAGAAAUCCAGGUCAGCAAAGCAGACGACCCCUGGGAGAGCGCGCGAGCUUUCCCGACAGACAGUCUGGCGGAGGCGUUGAUCAAAGUGGUAGAGGAGGACACAAGGCGAGUGAACGUGAGUGAUAAUGGCGAGGAUCUGAAUUUCUUCUGCUUUGGAUGCCAGAUAAUGACGAGCGCUGAAAACGCAGUGGAAAAUCAUCGUCAUCCAAACUGUGAUUGUGUUAAUCUUCAGAAAGCUUAUCAACGAGUGAUGCCGGUGUUAAUCAAUUACAAUCGAGAACUGGAAAAGGUUUAUCUCAAAUCUGAGAAAAUCAAACGAGUUGUCACAAAUGGAAACGGGAUUUCUGAAGCUAAACAAGAAGUGUUGAGCGAGAUCGGCGAAUUUGAAGCAAAAUUAGACGAUUUUUAUGCUGGAUGCAAAGCAGGUCUUGGUGCAAUGAAAACUAAGGUAGCAGAACACGAAGUCAAAAAUGGCAUGACAAUUAAUCACGCAGUUCAUGAUGAAAUAGCUAGGAGAUACUCCUCAUUCAAUCAAAACUUUGACGACGAAAAUGUUUCCGAACUCUUGUCUGUGUAUCUUUCUGUCAACAAAAAGCUAAAGGAACUUGAGAAGUUUGAAGAAACUCUGCAAAUUAAAACACAGAAGUUUCCAAUAGAUUUUCUUCCAAAUAAACAGUUGUUGAACAUGUUAAGAAGCAAACAGCAAUGUGGAAAGUUACAAGUUUCCUCGAGUUCGCAUUUCAGGGGUCAACAGUCAGCAGACGUCGAAGAGUGUAACUAUUAUGACGUAGCAGCGACGGACAAAUACAUCGUGACGUGUGACGGAGAGACCGGAGUUGUUCAACGCUUCCUGCACGACGGUUCGUAUGUCGAUUCCAUGCGAGUAGACAAUAUUUGUCGGAUGACAGUAGUUACAGACGAUGAAAUUGCAGCAACCCGUUUAUUUAAACGUAAAAUUGCCUACAUCUCUCUGGGAAAGAAAAUGCACAUUCGAGAUCAAGUCAGAACGAAAAAGUCGUAUAUUGGGAUAUGUCUGCUGUCGACUGGGAAUUUCUGUGUGUCAUUUUACGACGGUGAAGAGCCACCAGGAAUAGAAAUCAUUUCAGACGAGGGAAAGGUCCUCAAAACACUUUUAGGACACAGGAAUCCCGCGGGUUCCGUCCCUCUUUUUCUCGUACCGAUGUUUCUAACGUCGACAGCCAGCGAUAAUAUUGUCGUCUGCGACUUCACGGACUCUAAUCACGUGAUCUGUUUUAACGAUAAUCUGGAACUUCUCUGGUACCAAGGUUUUCCCAGCAUGCCGUGCUGUGUGACGUCCGAUGAUGACGGCAUGCUUUACGUGUCUUUUCCCGAUUUGAAUGAGGUACUGGUUGUGCACGAGGAUGAUGGGAAAAAGGUAAGGACUGUGGUGAAGAAAAGUGAUGGCGUCCACAGACCGUUUGCCAUUACGAUCAACGACAGUACACUUGUUAUCACAGAAGACGAAACAGACAAGAUCCACAUGGUCAAGGUGUGACCUACAUAUUACUGCACAGCGCCAUGUUGAUCUAAGAAGAAUUCGAGAUCUAUCAUACCCUACGUAGAGAUGUUGGAAAACUUUUAUAUAACAAAAUGUCAAAUAAUUAAACCAAGUAACACAAUCGUGGCAACUGGGAGAUUCGCUAGCACUUCAAUAAACGU
Molecule: messenger RNA, 2170 nt
Organism: Saccostrea echinata
Lineage: Eukaryota; Metazoa; Mollusca; Bivalvia; Ostreida; Ostreidae
Exons: 1
Coding region: 309-2006 (565 amino acids)
Source: RefSeq, a predicted model, not a curated record